GCUCGGCGGGUUAUUCUUAUGGACAUGUGAACGAGGUUUUCUCAGCAUGUUUGAGUUGUGAUAAAGGCCUGUUGGUGGAAGUUGACUGCCCGUGCCAGUUAGCUAGUCAGAAGUAAAGCUUAAUUCACAGACUGGCAGGAGUGCAUCAGUAAUCAACUAUGGUUAACAUACAGUAUUCUGCGCUGCUUUCCAAGCUGAAAACCUUGAAGGAUGCUGGAAAAUACUGUGAUGUUGUUCUUUACAUGGGGGAUAAGACAGUCGAAGCACACAAGAUUGUUUUAGCUGCCUGGAGCCCUUACUUUGAAAAUAUGCUGACAGAUGGAGAAGUUGGCAAAGAGCAUCUUACAGUAUCGUGUGAAAAUCACGAGGAUGCUUUUAUCCAACUUGUGGAUUUCAUGUACUCUGGUCGUGCCACGGUCAGUGACAACAAUGCGGCACGUUUACUCAGUUUGGCUGAUCAGUUCCAGGUUGAGCCAUUGAUGCGCCAGUGUGAGGAAUUCCUGAAGAGCAACAUUCACAUAAAAAAUUUUGUAACAGUGUUUGGCUUGGCUCGAAGGUUUCGUCUGCAGUCUGUUCAGGACAACAUCGCUUCUUUCAUUCAGCAGAAUCUGUCUGAGGCAGCAAAGCAGCCAGAGUUCAACUCACUUGCACCGUCCUGGAUUUAUUCUUUUAUAUCAAUGGAUUCUAUGCUUGCACUCAAACCAGAAUACAAAGUGUUCUUGAUUGUAGGCUGGAUCAGUGCAGAUUUUGAAAACAGAGAAAAGUAUUUGGCUUUACUGUUUUCUAAAAUGAGCUGGACGGAUCUGUCUAGUGACUUUCUCUUGGAGAUCAGUAAAAGUGAAAACUUCUUCACGUCCAAUAUGAGUUGCUUAUUUCUGCUGCUAAACUCCAUUAGCAAAGCUGGACUUCCACUUGGUCCAUACACUGAAGGCUUUCAGCAUUUACGAGAGAAAAACAAAGAUGUGUGCAGUCGAACACAGGUGGAUAAAGUGGCUGAGUUAAUUGAUGAUGAGCCCAUUUCUGCAAUUCUUCUGUUGAAACAAAGUCAUGUUAAGGAUGUUAUGAAUCAAACUAGUGAUGGAGAUGGCCCUGGAAAAGAAUAUUGCCCUCAAGAGUCUCCGUUGGACAACCUGUCUGAGCACUCACCUGAGCAAGAUAGCCCUAUUAUUGAUGACACCUGGCAGCCUCCUCUGUCCCAGUCUUCAGUUGUCAAACCUGGUGCUGAUGGUAAACAGUGCAGGCGGUCUACUCGUCGCAAAGGUGUCCCUCUCAAAGUUGCUGAUGAUACACACUAUGAUAUCUCUCAGAAAAAUCAACCAUUGUCCUCACCAAAACAGAAACGAAAGUCGCUGGACAGUGAUGUAACAGACUCCUCUGUCAAGUUGAGGCGGAAAAGGGGGAGGCCACGGAAGGCCACUAAAGAGGCUGAUGUACCAGAAAAACUCUUGCCAAAAGUGGACAAGGUGGUGAGGCGAAGUGGACGCCCCAGAAAAGUCAAAAUUGGGGAAAACGGUGAAAGCAGAGAAAAGUGCACAUCCGGAAACUUUUUGAAGGAAGAUGUGCCAGAAAGUGUCACAGAAGAUAAACCAUUGUCCACUAGAGAGAGAAAUACGUGGCGUAAAUGUGACAUUGAAGGUUGUGAUUUCUCCACAAAAAUCAUUGAAGAAAUGGAAGAACACAUGGUGAAUAUUCAUGAAAAAGAACAGACACACUGUUGCAAUGUUUGUGACUUUAGGAGUAGCUACCAGCGGAUUUACUUGACCCACAUGAAGGUUCACUUUGAUGGGCCACCAUUCAGUUGUGAUUAUCCUCCAUGUGCCUACAAAACAGAAAGGAUCCAACCCUUGUUAACUCACAGAAUGAUUCACACUGACGAAAAGCCCUAUGAGUGUGAAGUUUGUCAGGCAAAGUUCAGAAGUACCAUUUACCUUCAAGUACAUGAACGAAGCCACACAGGUGAGCGUCCAUUUGAAUGUGACAUUUGCAAGAGGGCAUUCUCAACAAAAGGCACACUAGACAUGCACCUAAUCAGUCACACCAAUUCCCGACCAUUUCUUUGUGACACCUGUGGAUUUGCCACCAAGUACCAGUCUCAUCUGAUUGCUCAUAAGCGUAUUCACACAGGUGAGGUGUUUAGAUGUCGGUACCCUAAUUGCUCAUACUCCACCCCUAAAAGAAGUCUGAUCAAGGCUCACUUGCGGUCUCACCUAGGGAUACGUGGACACACCUGUACAACAUGUGGACGUGCCUUUGUAGAGAAGAGUCACUUGGUUAGGCAUGAAAAAAUUCACCUUGAAGACAAACCGUUUAAGUGCUCCCAGUGUGUUUAUUCUAGUACACGUAGGGACAAGUUAAAGGAGCAUGUGACUCGACACCAUAGUGGAGAGAGUCCAGCGAUGACCACGCCGUACAAACCCCACAAAAAUAGACGCCCUAAAGAGCCUCUACCUCCACCAACACUGACUGAUGGUGCCGUUCAGCUCUUGGAACAAAUGGUACAGAGUAGUGCUCCAGCCAAGUAUGGUGCCAAACCUGCUGAAGAUCUGGAUGAGACAGAGUUGGCCAACAACAUACAGCAACUGCAGCAGGAGCAACGCCGCUUUCUUGAGCAGCGGGACAAGGCGCAACAAGAACAAACACAAACUUGUGACAUUCUACCUCAGCAAGAGAGCUCUGCACAGCAGUCUCUUCUUCCAGGUUUCUCAGGUAAAGUGCAUCCACACCAGACAUUACACGAAGCUGCCUUUGUGCAGCAACACCAGUCUAUGGAGAGUUUAUCAGAAAGUUUAGUGAGGGUGGAAGGACAAGGGGGAGACUACUCCGGGCUGCAGACACCAGGAUUGACCCAGAGCUUGGAACAACUGCAGUCACCUCAUGUGUCUGUGAGCAUCCUGCGAGGAGAUGGGCACCUGUCCCAGGAUGCUGUAGCCUUCGUCCAGUCUGUGGCAGACUCAGUGGUGCUAGAUGCUCAGCCACCAAUCAUGUCCCAUAAUGCACAGACAACCACCAUGAACAAUGUGACUAUUACCACCCUGGAGUUCAUUAAAUAGAUUUUACUGUAAUCUUGACGUUGAUGGUUAAUUUGUGUGUCUAUUGGCCGAUCCAAAACUGCUAUGAGCUUUUGAUCUGGUGUCAUUGGGGACACUCUUGAUCUCAGAGAAAACUGUAAAGACAGUGAAGCAUGGUAAUUAUUGAACAAGUGGCUAUUGAGGUAUUACGGCAUUCUGUGUUGCCUACUUUAAGAUUGUUAUGAUUUGGAAUAAGAGUUGAUCAUGUGUCAUAAUGUUAAGUUCUUCAUGACUUAAGGCGUUCUUGUUGAAAUAAAAGAUAUCAAAUUC
Molecule: messenger RNA, 3338 nt
Organism: Liolophura sinensis
Lineage: Eukaryota; Metazoa; Mollusca; Polyplacophora; Chitonida; Chitonidae
Product: myoneurin-like
Exons: 4
Coding region: 159-3050 (963 amino acids)
Biological process (GO): regulation of transcription by RNA polymerase II
Cellular component (GO): nucleus
Molecular function (GO): DNA-binding transcription factor activity, RNA polymerase II-specific; protein binding
Source: RefSeq, a predicted model, not a curated record